Molecule: messenger RNA, 1807 nt
Organism: Andrographis paniculata
Lineage: Eukaryota; Viridiplantae; Streptophyta; Magnoliopsida; Lamiales; Acanthaceae
Product: ureidoglycolate hydrolase
Exons: 12
Coding region: 125-1564 (479 amino acids)
Molecular function (GO): hydrolase activity, acting on carbon-nitrogen (but not peptide) bonds, in linear amidines
Source: RefSeq, a predicted model, not a curated record
AACACUGGUCAUCUUGCUAUUCGCCAACCUAUAUGAGCAUAUUUCGAUAACUGAAACAUUUCAGUCCGCCACCCUAAAGCCUUGCAGCAACCCACUCCCACCCAAAAUCUGCCGACUUCUCUCCAUGGCCACUCUGUUUCUUUGCCUGUAUGCUGCUUUCGCGCUCGUCUCAGCUCAGAGCGACCCCACAAUCAAAACUAUGGAGGAGUUUUCAGGGUACCGACUUCCCCGGCCGGACUUUGAUGAUUCCGCGCCUUCAGUGGACAUCGAAGCCCUUCAGGGACAGAUUGACGAAUUAUCCAUGUUCUCGGAUACACCUGCACCUUCAGUUACAAGGGUGCUCUAUAGUGAAAAGGAUGUUCUUGCAAGGAGGUACAUCAAGAGUUUAAUGAGCCGUUCUGGUCUUGUGGUUAGAGAGGAUUCCGUUGGGAACAUUUUUGGUCGAUGGGUUGGUUCAGAGCCCGACCUCCCUCCUGUUGCUACAGGUUCUCAUAUAGAUGCCAUACCAUAUUCAGGCAAAUAUGAUGGCGUUGUAGGAGUCUUGGGUGCAAUAGAAGCCAUUAAUCUACUCAAGAGGUUAGGAGUUAAGCCUAAGAGGUCAUUGGAGGUAAUCAUGUUCACCUCGGAAGAGCCAACACGGUUUGGAAUAAGCUGUUUGGGAAGGUCAGAACCUUAUAUUGUCUCAGUCAUGAUUCUUAAGGUGUUUGAAGCUCAUUCGGAUCUUUGCAGCCGAUUAUUAGCCGGAAGUAGAGAACUCGUGGAACAUUUAAAGUUUACGGUAGAUGGUCAGAACGUAUCGUUUUUUGAUGCUGCUAAUAAUGCUGGAUAUCCCAACAAGGAUUUGUCCAGUGUCUUCCUAGAAAAAGGAAGCUACUAUGCUUUCAUCGAAUUGCAUAUAGAGCAAGGCCCCAUUUUGGAAGAGGAAGCUCUGCCAAUUGGUGUUGUCACUGCAAUUGCUGCUCCAGCUAGCAUCAAAGUAGACUUUGAAGGCAAUGGAGGCCAUGCUGGAGCUGUUCUGAUGCCAAAGAGGAACGAUGCAGGGUUGGCUGCUGCUGAGUUAGCACUUGCAGUGGAAAAGCAUGUACUGGAAUCUGGAUCAAUAGACACUGUUGGAACAGUUGGUAUUCUGGAGCUGCAUCCGGGCGCGAUAAACAGCAUUCCAAGCAAGGCACAUGUUGAGAUUGAUACACGCGACAUAGAUGAAAAGAGGCGGAAUGAUGUAGUUGAUAAAAUUCAUCAAUCAGCUCUUAGCAUAUCCAAAGCUCGUAAUGUGAAGCUCUCGGAAUUUACCAUCGUGAAUCAAGAUCCACCGGCGCUUUCUGGAGACUCGAUCAUCAAGGCAACAGAAACAGCUUGUCAGGAACUGAACUUGCCUUACAAAAAGAUGAUCAGCCGAGCAUAUCACGAUUCCCUAUUCAUGGCCAGGAUAUCUCCAAUGGGCAUGAUUUUCAUCCCGUGCCACAAAGGGUACAGCCACAAGCCUGAAGAAUUUUCUGCACCAAAAGACAUUGCAAAUGGAGUGAAAGUUUUAGCACUGACUCUUGCCAAACUCUCUCUGUCCUAACAGUGGUAUGUAUGAAUAUAUAUAUAUAUAUAUAUAUGGAUUGAUUAUCUGCAUUGCCCUCUUUGAUUAGUACACUAUUUAAUCAAAUAAUAUAUGAAGUUAUUGCCUGAGGGGUAAAGUUUGAGUUGUUACUGUAAUUUAUUUGAAUCAGUGAAGGCUUGUCUUAGUAAUUUUAAGGAACACUUUUAGUUUUGAAAGAAAGUAUUAUUUAAAGGCAAAACAAUAUAAUUAAAAUUGUGUGAG